Molecule: messenger RNA, 4718 nt
Organism: Scophthalmus maximus (turbot)
Lineage: Eukaryota; Metazoa; Chordata; Actinopteri; Pleuronectiformes; Scophthalmidae
Gene: fbxo38
Product: F-box protein 38
Exons: 21
Coding region: 253-3717 (1154 amino acids)
Biological process (GO): protein K48-linked ubiquitination; SCF-dependent proteasomal ubiquitin-dependent protein catabolic process
Cellular component (GO): nucleus; cytoplasm
Molecular function (GO): protein binding
Source: RefSeq, a predicted model, not a curated record
CAGUAGCAGCAGCAGAAGAAGAAGAAGAAGAACAUCAACAACAGUCCGAGCCGACGAGCGGAUGCACACAACUCCACACAGAACAGUUCGCCGUGUUCCGAGUCAGCCGUGGAGCUGCCUCUCGCACGGGAUGGACACGCAGUGACGCCACAGCGGAAGAACCGAGUUCAUGUGUGAAGAAUAAAUCCUCCGGACUGCAGGAGGGAGGAGGCGCGUGUGGGUGUGUACAAGCCGGAGUAGUGACCAGUCCUCAUGGGUCCAAGGAGGAAGGCCUCUAAACUCCAGCCUGUAGGGGGCAGUGGUGGAGGGGAGCUGCUCCCGAGUCCCAGUGAGACCAAGGACUACAUCAACGAGCUGUCCCAUGAAGUCCUCUGUCACAUAUUCAGGUACCUUCCCAUGAAGGACAUCGUGUGUAUGGAGAGUCUGUCCAGGAAGCUGCGAGAGGCGGUGACGUUGUACCUGCGAGUGGUCAAAGGAGUGGAUCUGUGUGCUGGUCGCUGGUGGGAGUACAUGCCUUCAGGGUUUACAGACAGCAGCUUUCUUCUUCUUUUGAAGAAGAUGCCAGAUUUGGAGCAGCUGUAUGGCCUCCACCCUCGAUACCUGGACCGGAGAAGAGUUCGAGGCUACGAGGCUUUCAGCAUACCAGGGGUCCUGGAGGCUCUCCAGGCCUGUCCCAACCUGCUGGGUGUGGAGACCUCCCAUCUGGAGCUGGUAGAAGCCAUAUGGAACUAUAUGCCCCAAGUUCACAUCCUGGGGAAGUUCCGCAACCGCAACGGAGCUUUUCCCAUUCCUGCCGAGAACAAACUGACCAUCCCCAUCACUGCAAAGAUUCAGACCCUACAUCUCGUGGGUGUGAACGUCCCAGAGAUUCCCUGUGUAUCCAUGCUGCGCCACCUUUACCUGAAGUGGGUCCGUCUCACCAAACCACAGCCGUUUAAGGACUUCCUGUGUGUGAGCCUGAGAACCUUUGUCAUGCGGAACUGCGCAGGGCCAACCAACUCGCUCAAAUACGUUCCUCUGGUUACUGGGUUAGCAUCAGCCCGGAACCUGGAGCAGCUGGAGCUGGUGAGAGUUCCCUUCCUGGGGGGGCUGAUCCAACAUGUGGUGGAAGACAGCUGGAGGUCAGGAGGGUUCCGGAACCUCCACACGAUUGUGUUUGGAGCGUGUAAGAAUGCUCUGGAAGUGGACCUGGGAUACCUCAUCAUCACUGCUGCCCGCAGGCUUCACGAGCUGCGUAUCCAGCCUUCACUGACUAAAGACGGGGUCUUCUCAGCUCUCAAAAUGGCUGAACUGGAGUUUCCCCAGUUUGAAACACUUCACCUGGGAUACGUGGAUGAGUUCCUGCUGCAGUGUAAGAUGACUCAUUCGGAGCUGGUGAAGUACGGUCUGGCUGAUGUCAUUGAAAACCCAGGCAUCAUUACUGAUAUUGGCAUAAAGGUGGUGAACGAGGUGUUCACUAAUAUUAAAUAUCUGCUCAUCUACAACUGUCCUCACCUGCAUAACCCUCACCACUGGAUCACAGAUCAGUCCAGAUGGAGCCGCCUCGUUGAUCUGUCACUCGUUCGCUGUCAUGCCAUCAAACUGGAAUCCUUCGCCCAGUUCAUAGAGUCACUGCCCAGCCUGGAAUUUAUCUGUCUGGACCAGAUGUUUAGAGAACCACCCAAGGGUUGUGCCAGGGUGGGCCUAAGUGCAGGAACUGGUAUAGGCGUGUCCUCAGCACUGGUCAGCAACCAAAACUCCAACAAUGACAAUGAGAACAACAACAACAAUCACCACCACAAUAAUGAGGCCAACCUGCCCCCUGCACCUCCACCUGUCAACAACAACAACAACAACCAAAGGCAGCAGCAGCACAACGCACCAGUAGAAGUAAAUGGGAUGGAAGAUGAGGAGGAAGAAGAGGAGGAGGAGGAGGAGGAGGUGAUCUUGGAAGAAGACAACAUGGAGGCUGGGCCUCGGAUAGAGCUGAAAGGAGCAGGAGGGGAGGUGAGAGUGGAAGAAGCUGCUGUGACUCCUGGGGUCAGUCGUCCAGCUGGAGCAUCUCAACCACAUGAUGAAGAACGAGCAGGUCCCAGUGGUUUAGUCCAGCAGAGCACUGCUGGACCAGCUAGUGCUGUUGUUCCCAAGCCCCCACUGGUCAUCUCCGACUCGGACAGUGAGGAAGAGGAAGGCCUGGUUUCAAGGCUAAUGCCAGCUUCCUCUUUGCAGCAGACCACUUCCUGUACAGAAGGUAAAGGAAAGACUCCUCUGCGGCGGAGCAACAAUGUGGCUCUUCCUGUGUCAGCCUCAGUGGACCAAUCAAAGGCUCCGGUGCCGGACAUCAGCUGUGAGAAGAGCUGUCAGGUGACCAGUGAACAAAUCAAGGCAGAUAUGAAGGCGGCUGCUGAGAACAGUAGGAGGACGAGCGUCAAAGGAAUCACCGGUGAGGCCCGGGACACCGCUCAGAGGGCUGACAAUGGGACACCUCAGAACUCUGGUAGUGCUGGGUCAGCAGCGAGGACUGGCUCUGUUGUCAGUGGAGCUGGGGCAGCCACAUCCAGGCAGGUGGGUGGUUGUGGGAGGGUGGUGAUGGGGAUGAGCCAUAGAACAACUACAACCACAGACAGAGUGGCAGGAAUGGGCGUAGUGGGCCCCUGUGGAGCCCCCACUGGGGAGGCUGCUGCUGUGAACCACGCUUCCAGGAGACCACUGCUGACUGGACAGAGAGAGAGAGCUUCAGGCUCAGACCAGGACUUUGUUCCUAGACGACCUUUGACCCGCUCGUGCACUCGUAUGUCCUCCGUGUCCCUGGUACCUGAGACAGAUCUUUCAAUACCCAGGCCUCGAAUAGUGGUGAGGAGGAAACGAAUGGCUGACAAAUCAACUAGCACCUCAGACCCAGUAACUGAGGACGACCACGUACAGAUCUUGUCUCUGAAGAGUAAGAACCUGGUGGGCAUCACUCUGACCAACUGUGGAAUCACUGACCUGGUCCUCAAAGACUGUCCCAAGAUGAUGUUCAUUCACGCCACCAGAUGUCGAGUGUUGAAGCAGCUGAAGGUAGAGAGUGCCCCCAUAGUGAACAGGUUUGAUUACGCUCAGUGUAAGAAGCUGGACAUGGAACAGGUCCUGGAUCAGAUUCUGAGAAUGCCUCCUGAGAGGAACCGCAUCAUUUACAUGCGCCCGAUGCACCAGAUCGAUACCGUAGCACUGGAGCGGCAGCUGUUCCAGGGGCCAUAUCCCUACCACAUCGCGAUAGUGCACGAAUUCAGCAAUCCUCCAAACAUCCGCAACAAGGUUCGCAUCCGCAGCUGGAUGGACACGAUAGCCAACAUCAGCCAAGAGUUAAUCAAGUAUGAGUUCUUCCCAGAGGCCACCAGGACAGAAGAGGAUAUCAAGAACUACCCCCGAUACCCCUGGGGCAGGGACAUCUAUACCCUAGAGGGAAUGGUGGAUGGCGCCCCCUACAGCAUGAUCACAGACUUCCCCUGGCUCAGGACUCUGAGAGCAGCUGAUCCCAACAGCUACGCCCGCUAUGACUUUGAGGAUGAUGAAAGCACCACCAUCUAUGCCCCGCGGCGUAAGGGCCAGCUGUCAGCUGACAUCUGCAUGGAGACGAUCGGGGAGGAGAUCUCGGAGCGCCGACAGAGCAAGAGAGGAGUGUUUCAGAGAGUGGUGGUCCUCUUCCUCCAUCACUGUGACACACCAGGAGACCCUGUGGACGAUGACUACAUAUAGACAACACUCUCAUUAGUGGGUUCCCAGCAGUGACAGUCCGUCUGCUGUGGGAUCUCCAGCUCAGUGCUCAUCCUUCAUGCACAUGAUAACUCACAAUCAGUUAGCUUCAUGGACAAAGAACAACUGCAGUGGAAGGGCACUGGUACCCAAAAGUGUGUUGAAGAUGUGGUUGAUCUGGACCUGGUUGAUCGGAGGAACUGAUCAUCUUUGUUUAUUUUCACAUUAUUUGAGCAGAUUUUUUGAAAACUUCUCACAUAAGAAAAGAAAGAAAGCCCUGAGAUUGACUUUGGUCUGUCAACCAUGACCUCGUGUCUCUGACACAGUCCUCCUAUCUCAGCCAAGCUGGUCCCAGCUGGUCCCAGCUGGUUCCAGCAGCUGCCUGUGUGGAUCCUCAUGCUGCCACUGCCACCGGCCGCCUGCCUUGUUCCACACACACAUCAAACUAAAUAUGCCUUUAACUCAGUUAAGAUUAUAUCCACUCAUGUCCAUUGAACGUGAUGGAAUCGAUCAGCUCACAUUCUCACACUUGUCCGACAUGUCUUUGUCAUGUUGACACGCUGUAGCUACAACUGACUCAGGAGCAGUGGACCAGUUCUCAUGUCCAUUUCCCUGUAGCUGCUUUGAUCCUCCUGACAGUUCACUGUUCACACCGAGUGUCCACGUGGACGUGCUGUGGAUGUGGUGAGACAAGGAGAGGCUCAGACUGUUCGACUGGAUUCCUUUUCCUCUGGCGUCUGGAAGGAACCACAGAACCAACUGGCAGAUAAAUAAUUGCACUGGUAAUUUAUUUGGACAGCUCUGUCCUAGGUUCAGGGUGUUCCACAUAGAACAAGAUCUAGGUUUGUUCCAAAGGAAGAGAAGAGGCCGAGUGCAGUCUGAAUGAGUGUGUGCUGACAGAUGUACAGAUGUCAUGGCUGACGAUUUGCUUUCAUGAUGUUUAUAUGUUUAUAAAGAAAAAAGACUAUUUCACAUACUGAAAAAUAAAAUAACAGUAAACAAUU